Molecule: messenger RNA, 852 nt
Organism: Rubroshorea leprosula
Lineage: Eukaryota; Viridiplantae; Streptophyta; Magnoliopsida; Malvales; Dipterocarpaceae
Source: the annotation of a GenBank genome assembly
AUAAUCUUCUUGAACAUUGCAUGUGGACGUUUUGGAUUGUGUAUAGUAUUGCUGGUGUCAUUGCAGUGGAAGUUUUAGCUGGUCUUUAUUUGUGUGGUUCACAUAUAUCAUGGGAAAAAACUGGCGGUGCACAAUUAUUUUCAAUACCUAAGUUAGCCUUUCUUCCUCAUGUUCAAAAUGCUGGUAUCUUGAUCCGUAGACCUAUUCCAUGGAAUUACUACCAGAAUGCUGUUACAUCAAGCUAUUCUUUUGCUUGGUGGGACUGGAAAAGAUGGCGAAAGGAAAUUGAUUGGAUGGCUCUCCAAGGCAUUAAUUUGCCACUAGCAUCUACAGGGCAAGAAGCUAUUUGGCAAAAGGUUUUCCAGAAAUUCAAUAUAAGCAGUUCAGAUUUGGAUGACUUCUUUGGUGGUCCUGCAUUUCUUGCCUGGUCACGAAUGGGAAAUUUGCAUGGGAUUUUAAGAUCAUUCUGGUUGCAAAUAUCUGAUCCAAAACCUCAUAGUGUGGACCCUCUUGAUCUGAUGAAUAUACCAGCAUUUGAAAUGCUUUUAGCGGAGGUAUUCUUCUCAUGGGCCUUGUUUCUUAGUCAUGGAGAUGAGAACUUUUGGUUGUGAAGUUACUUUUGUGAUUUCUCAUAUAAUGAAUAACAUUUCAAUCACAGUUGGGGUGGACCACUGCCACAAAGUUGGUUUGUUGAUCAGUUAUCUUUGCAAAAGAAAAUUCUUUCCAGAAUGUAUGAACUUGGAAUGACUCCAGGUGAUCAUUGUAAUUAAUCAGAGAAGCCAUUUCUUUCCUUUUUUUUCUUUCAACUAUUAAACUACUCUUCACUUUUUAGCAUAAACUAAUUAAUUUUGU